Molecule: messenger RNA, 905 nt
Organism: Paramecium primaurelia
Lineage: Eukaryota; Ciliophora; Oligohymenophorea; Peniculida; Parameciidae
Source: the annotation of a GenBank genome assembly
AAUGAGAAUAUUUAAAUAGGCAUUUGAGAGUAUUUAAGGGAAGAAAGGAGAAGAAGAAAACAAAUCUGGCUAAAAAGGAGCAUUUUAUAUAGAUGAAUAAUUCAUGACUCCAGAGUUUUUGUAUAAAUAGAAUCAAAAAGAAGUAUAAUAAGGAACAUAAAAGAAAAUAAAUUUAACGAAAUAAUUUUUUUUAACUAUGUCUACAAUGGAGAAUAAAUUUAAUUUGUCUCCAAUAAAAUAAAUUAAUAUGGUAGAUUAAUUAGUAGGAAUGUAUUAAGAAUGUGUUUAAUAAUAUGAUACUUUAAUGGAUCCAAUUAAAUAUUAUUUUUUAGAUAAAAUUAAGAAUAUAGUAUAAUAAGCAGAUAAGUUUACAUAAAGAGAACCAAGAUCAUUAUAAUCUUCAGAAAGAAAAAUGUAAAGAAUGAAUAUUAAUGAUUAGUCAAUAACCUAUAUAAAUUAUGAGUAGUGAUGUUAGUUAUUUUAAAGAUUUUGAAGAUUUUAAUGAUAGAAUUGAUAAACCAACAGAAUAUGCUACACCUAAAAAUGAAGAUCAAUUUUAAUAAAUUGAUAAUAAGAAAUUAGUUAUUUAACUUCAAACAUUUAUAGAAGAAGGUAAAAAGAAUAAAGAUAAUCCUGAUAUAAUUAUGAAAAAUCAUGAAUCUCCAUAAAAUUAAUUUAAUGAAACAAAAGUAAUAUAAAAAUUGGAUGAAUCAUCUUCUAAAAAGAGAUCACCAAAAAUAGAAUUUAGAAAUGAAAAUAAUGAAACACCUAUUCCUAAAUUAUUACUAAAAGAGGAACAUUAAGUCAAAUAGAAUGUAGUGGAAUCAUAAUUACAAAAUUAAUCAAAGUCUAUAUAGGAUAGAUUAAUGGCCAGAUAAAAAAGUUAAAAGAAAAAAGAAAUUUGA